Sander lucioperca (pikeperch) is the source of this 3566-nucleotide messenger RNA. RefSeq names its product glutamate receptor, ionotropic, AMPA 1a (gene gria1a). Gene Ontology annotation, molecular function: transmitter-gated monoatomic ion channel activity involved in regulation of postsynaptic membrane potential; AMPA glutamate receptor activity. Gene Ontology annotation, biological process: modulation of chemical synaptic transmission; synaptic transmission, glutamatergic. The record is from RefSeq and is a predicted model, not a curated record. NCBI's taxonomy places the organism in Eukaryota, Metazoa, Chordata, Actinopteri, Perciformes, Percidae. Gene Ontology annotation, cellular component: AMPA glutamate receptor complex; plasma membrane; dendritic spine.
CGAUGAGUCAUAAUGAGCGAUCUGCGCUGCUCUUCCUUCUUGCAUUGACACUGAUUUCCACAUUUCUGUAAAGAACCGAAAUUUCCCUGCAAACAUAAAACAAAUCAUCUCGACGCAUUGUGGAAAAAAUAAAUCUGCUGUUUUAAGAUUAUUUUUUUAAAUCGACAUUGAGGCUCAACAGCUUUUCAUAACUGGGAUAUUUUUUGCAGUGCUAAUGCUGAAGUCAUUCUCCGUCUCAUACAACAGCAGCCAAGGACAAGGGAGCAUCAGCAGAGAGAGGGGAAAGAGGAGAGAGAAAGGUGCUUCCUUUUGCCUUUGCGAUAACUGUCUCGGUGUUGAAUCGAUGUCGGUGUCCAUGCUGCUCUAACAGGAGGCAGAAGGAGUGGCGGAGAAGCGGGGGAUUUAACUUCACACACGGACAAACCUAUGCUUGGAUUUCGGCUCUUUUUCCCUUCGCCAAUGCAAAAGGAAAUAUGCAGCGAAGCUUCACCAUUCUCUACACCAGUUUACUGGGGAUGUGCUUGGGAUCAAGCUCAAGUUUUCCAAGUAACAUCAAUAUAGGAGGAUUGUUCCCAACCGAUUCGCACGAAUAUGAGGUUUUUCGUUUCGCCCUGUCUCACCACCAGGACAUCCCCAAACUGGUGCCGCAGGUGGAUAUGGUCAAGAUGGGGAAUAGCUUCUCCAUGACAUAUGCCUUUUGCUCCCAGUUCUCCAAAGGUGUGUAUGCCAUCAUCGGCCUGUAUGACAGGAAGACGGUCAACAUGCUCAUGUCCUUCUGCGGAGCGCUGCACGUCUGCUUCGUCACGCCGUCAUUCCCCAUCGAGACGGCCAACCAGUUUGUCAUCCAGCUGAGGCCCGAGCUCCAGGACGCUCUAGUGGGAGUGAUCGACCACUACGGAUGGAACAAGUUUGUCUAUAUGUACAGUUCUGACUCAGGCUUGUCAGUGCUACAGAAGGUUCUGGACACAGCAGCGGAGAGGAACUGGCUGGUGACCUCGGUCAAUGUGGAGACCAUGACGGAGGCCUCUUUCUUGAAAGUGUUCCAGGAUUUGGACAAGAGGAAGGAGGGCCAGAUUAUCAUCGAUUGUGAGACUGAGAGGCUCACUGGCAUCCUUAAAAAGAUUGUCGAGCAAGGCAAAAAUGCAAAGAGCUACCACUACAUUCUGGCUAACCUGGGCUUCCUGGACAUCGACCUGACAGACCUGAGGAAAGGUGGGGCAAACAUCACCGGCUUCCAGCUCGUCAACAACUCUGAGCCGGCCGUCAGCCGUGUUGUCCAGCAGUGGAUGGAGUUUGAUAACAAAGACUCCAAAGUGCCCAAGAGUGGACUCAAAUACACAGGCGCUCUAACAUAUGACGGGGUAAAAGUCAUGUCCACGGCCUUCCAGAAUUUAAGGAGACAGAGGAUAGACAUCUCUCGCAGGGGCAACGCUGGAGAGUGUCUUGCCAACCCACCAGCUCCCUGGGGACAGGGCAUAGACAUCCAGAGAGCCUUGCAGCAGGUCCGUAUAGAUGGAUUGACUGGUCACAUUCAGUUCAAUGAGAAAGGCCGCAGAACCAACUACACCGUUAGCGUCAUGGAACUGGCCCCCUCUGGACCAAAGAAGGUUGGCUACUGGAAUGAAGAUGAAAAGUACGUGACUACUGCCAGCUUCGUGAGAGGCAGCAACGAGACUGGCGUCCUGCAGAACAGAACUUACAUAGUCACCACUAUUUUGGAGUCUCCAUAUGUGAUGCUGAAGAAGAACCACGAGCAGCUUGCGGGAAAUGACAAGUACGAGGGCUACAUUGUCGAGCUGGCUGCAGAAAUAGCCAAACAUGUGGGCUACCAGUACAAACUGAAGGUUGUUUCAGAUGGCAAAUAUGGGGCCAGAGAUCCGGAAACCAAGAUGUGGAACGGCAUGGUAGGGGAACUGGUUUAUGGGAAAGCAGAUGUGGCUGUGGCUCCUCUGACCAUCACCCUGGUCCGUGAAGAAGUGAUCGACUUCUCCAAGCCCUUCAUGUCCCUUGGUAUCUCCAUUAUGAUCAAGAAACCCACCAAAUCCAAACCUGGCGUGUUUUCAUUCCUGGACCCGCUGGCUUACGAGAUCUGGAUGUGCAUUGUGUUUGCCUAUAUUGGCGUCAGUGUCGUCCUGUUCCUUGUCAGUCGAUUCAGUCCGUAUGAGUGGCACGCUGAGGACUACGAGGAGGCCAGUGAGCCGCAGUCUCCCAACCAAGCAUCAGCCUCCAACGGGGCAAUGCAGCAGGGCCAGACACCAACGCAACAGAACACCAACCAGCAGAGUCCUGAGCAAACCAAUGAGUUUGGCAUUUUCAACUCCCUUUGGUUCUCACUGGGGGCCUUCAUGCAGCAGGGCUGCGAUAUCUCACCACGCUCUCUGUCUGGCCGGAUUGUUGGAGGUGUCUGGUGGUUCUUCACCCUCAUCAUCAUCUCAUCCUAUACUGCCAACUUGGCUGCCUUCCUGACAGUGGAGAGGAUGGUGUCACCUAUAGAGAGUGCUGAGGAUUUGGCCAAGCAGACGGAGAUCGCCUAUGGAACACUGGAUGCCGGCUCCACCAAAGAAUUCUUCAGGAGGUCAAAGAUCGCCGUGUUUGAGAAGAUGUGGUCCUACAUGAAGGCGGCCGACCCGUCCGUGUUUGUCAAGACCACAGACGAGGGUGUAAUGAGAGUCAGGAAGUCCAAGGGCAAGUAUGCCUACCUGUUGGAGUCCACAAUGAACGAGUACAUAGAGCAGAGGAAACCGUGCGACACUAUGAAGGUGGGAGGAAACCUGGACUCUAAAGGUUAUGGCAUCGCCACACCCAAGGGCUCCGCUCUCAGAAACCCAGUAAACCUGGCAGUGUUAAAACUGAACGAGCAGGGCCUCUUGGACAAAUUGAAAAACAAGUGGUGGUACGACAAGGGAGAGUGCGGCAGCGGGGGCGGGGACUCCAAGGACAAGACGAGCGCUCUGAGCCUCAGCAAUGUGGCGGGGGUCUUCUACAUCCUGAUCGGCGGCCUAGGCCUGGCCAUGCUGGUGGCGCUGGUGGAGUUCUGCUACAAGUCCCGGACUGAGUCGCAGCGAAUGAAGCAAUCCAUCAACGACGCCAUGCACUGCUCCACCCUGACCAGGAUGAGUGGCAACGGAGCGGCGGAGAAAAUGGACGAAUCCUCACCCACGAUCCCCAAGACCGUUCAGACGCUGCCCUGUAUGAGCCACACUACCAGCAUGGGACUAGGUGCCUCCGGCUGUGAUCAUCACGUGACUGUGCUGGCGGCGAGGAAUAGGCAGGGUGGGGCAGAAGAAGAGUACAAGACUCUAAUGGCCUCAAUAAGCAUGGCUGUCUGGUUUGGCCCAUCUGUCCUCCUGGCUGUCAACACGCCCAACUUAAACAAGACUUAACCUACUGCCAAAAUGAACCACUCCUUGCAAACUACAAACAGAGACUCACAACAUUUUUUUUAAAUAAGUGGAUGUUUGAAAAAGAGAUAUGGAAAAAAAGACGGGAAAUGUGCUGCAAUAAAGAAGCCGUCAACAGGCGUGUUUUUGAAUUUUUUACAGUGUUCAUUUGUGUGGGGAAAAAAA